UGAAUCGACCACAUCAUUCGGUCUGGGAUGAUGAGCGCUGCACCGCCUCCUCCAGCGGAAGUUUACUGUUGCAUAGCAACGUUACUGCGCUGGUUUCGUCAGUGACAGUGCUACGGUGGUCGAAUGCAGAGCGCUGGAGUUGAGGGAGGCGGAGAGGAGGGAAGGGAGGAACGCUCCAGCCAAGAUGAGAGAGACAGCAAGCUGCAGGACGGAAGUGAGAAAGCAGCGGAGGACUGUGGAGCGACUGUCCCACCUGCUGAAGAGUGUGGCCCACAGGAUCAGUCAGGACUGCAGCCGGAUCACCCCGAGCUUCACCCUGACCACAGUGGUGCCGAUGAAUACUCACCUGCAGCCACAAAUUCAGUGCAACAAAAUGUUGCUCAGGUGCUAUUGAUACCUCACCUCUCAAACCUUAACACAUCAGAAGACAUGGAGGAUCAGAAGCCAUUGCCGGGGGACGAGGAAUUCAUUGUUCUCGACUCUGAACAUCCACUGGUCAGAAGGCAACAAGCUGCUUUGAGCAGCCAGCUUAGCAAGCAGCUGGAGAGGAUCAACCUGGGACUGAAGGAAAAGCUGGCAAUGGAGAAGGCAGAUGCCAGCCACAUUCUGGAGAUAGGUGUUGAGAUGUUCAGGAUUCAGGAGCAGCUGGCCAGACUCCAGACCAGGCUGGAGGACCGUCAUCAUACCAAGGCACAGGCUGAAGCCAAACAUCGGCAAGCACAGGAUCGGCUGGAGGCAAUGAGGAACCAGUGUUCCAGUAUCACCAGCCAGUACAGCAAAGCCAAAGCUAAUGUGACCCAGCUACAGGCCGAGAUAGACAACCUGAUGCUGAAUGUCGUCUUCACACAAGGAGUCAGUCAAGAUCUGCGCUCUAAUGUCAAAGCCAUGAACAAUGCCAGACGCAAAGCAGGAGCUGAGAAGAACCAGGCUGAAGACCAGAAACUGAAGCAGGAUUUGUAUGUGGAGCGCCUAACAAAGGACAUGGAGAAGCUGACGCAGCAGAUAGCCAUGUAUGAGGCCCAGGCCAGUGCUCAAGCAGAGGAGACACAGGCAGCCAAGCAGGCUCUCUCUGAGGCUGAGAUGGAAAUGGAGUCUCUGGCGAUUUCACGUAAACAGCUGCUGCAGCAGUGGAGCAGCAGCCUGGUGGGCAUGAGGAGACGAGAUGAGGCCUUCAGCGCGAUGCAGGAGGCCGUGCGCGCUGUUGAACACCAGGUGAUCUUGCUGGACAGGGAGAUUGAAGGCUACAAGAAAUCCACCACUGAAGAGCAGGAAAAAAAUGAGACACUAACUAUGCAGCUGAACUGGUCCCAGAUGGACGGUGCCACCUCCAAAAAGCUGAUCAGUCAGAAGCAGGCCCAGCAAGAGGCUCUGCAGGCCCACUACAGCACCUGCCUCCGCACGCUGAGGGAAACGGAGCGCACCCUCGCCAGGCUCUCUAAGGAAACCAACACCCACCAGGCUGAAGUGAACGAUCAGAGGAGGCAGUUGGAGAAAGAGAGUGCUGUUCGUCUGGAGUUGGAGGACAAGAUCAUGACCCACAUGCAGCAAAAGCUCGCCCACAACAAGGCUGCCAAGUACUCCCAACGGCUCACCAGCAAGAUAUCCGCACUCAAGAAGGAGAAGAUCUCUCAGUUGUGGCAGCUGGAGAACGAUGUAGUGGCGGUGGGACUGGAGAGCAGCAUGGUCGGCCAACAUCUGGACAGCCUGGCCCUCACCCAGGAGGCCCUAGAUGAGGAGAUCGCAAAGUACAACAAGUUACUGACAUCCAACCAGACUAAGAUUUCUUCCUUUGUUAUAGUCAUCGGGCAGAAGCAGGCCACCAUCGCCAACUAUAACAAAAAGAUCUGUCAAAUCGCAGCCAGCAGUGGGAAUGAGGACCUGAGUCCUCUGCAAAUCAAGGUAGAGGCAUUAAUUGCUCAGAUUGAGGAGCUGGCAGCGAAUAUCAAGAGUGACCAGCAGCUCUGGAUGAAACGGCAGGGCACUCUGGUAGGACUGACCCAGGAGAUAGAAGCCAACAGCAAGAACAUGCUCAAACUACAGACAGAGUACACUGGCAUGCAGCAGAAGAAAAUACGUUUGGAGAGUCAGAUUGAAGUAGAGCACCGUGAGGAGAUGGAGCUGGAGAAGAAUGCGAAGAUGCUGAGAGGAGACCUGCUGAAGCUCAACACCCUGCUGAGCAAGAACGCACAGCUCAGCCUGGCGCUAGAGCAACAGAACGCACUGAUGGAGACAGACUUCCUUCAGCGCCUUAAGGAGGCAGAGCGGGAGUCUAUCGAGAUGCAGAUCAAACACGAGAAGACCCAAGAGGAAAAAGAGAGACUCCUCAACAGUCUGGUGGAGGCUGAGCGGCAGAUUAUGCUGUGGGAGAAGAAGACCCAGCUCGUAAAAGAGACUCGUUCAGCUGUGGACUCGGAGGUGGGUCAGGGAGACAUUCGGAUGAUGAAGGCUGAGAUACACCGUAUGGAGGUGCGACUCAACCAGCUGAUGAAACAGCAGGAGCAGCUGCUGAGGGAGAGUGAAGCAACAGUGGCGAGGAGGGAGACUAUCGUCCUGCGCAGGGAGGCCAUGGUCCACAGCUCCCACAAACAGGCUACAAAGGGCGAGCUGAACCGCGUCACACAGGGCCUGCAGCGCAAGAUCCAGGACACACACAAGGAUGCUGUAGAGUGUGAGCAGGUGAUCAGAGAGCUACAGAAGAGCCAGAUGAGUCUGAGCGACAGGCUUGCGCAGCAGAAGCAGCAGGUGAUAGAACUCUGUGGCACCAGCCACAUCCUUGAGCCUGAAUUCGUAAAUCUCCAGGACACCAAAGACAGGAACUUAGCUCACCUAGUGGCUCUACAGAGCCGGACCAAGAAGCUGCAGGGGGUGUGUGACGGCAGCUACCAAGCCUUGUCCACCAGCGAAUCCGUCGGAGCCGCUCUGCAGAGCCAGAUGGAGCGUGUGCACACUGCCAGCACCAUCUUGCACCACGUGUGUGAGGAGUUCCCCCAGCACCAGGGGGCGCUCCGCAGGCUGUCGCUAGCACUGGCAGCACGCACUCAGGCCCUGGAGCCGGAGAUGUCCUGAGAGUGAGGGGAGGAUAGAGACAUGACAGUGAGUAUAGGAGAAGAAGCACAGAGGAUGGAAAGGGAGUAAAAAUGUAAUAAGUGAUGUUUGCACUCUUUUAUGCUGUGAAUGAAAUGCUGAUUGUGAAACAAUGUAAUAAAAUAAAGGCUUAUGAAACAUUAAUACAAUUAACUAAAUCCUU
This is a messenger RNA of Siniperca chuatsi (mandarin fish), 3247 nucleotides long. RefSeq names its product coiled-coil domain containing 40 (gene ccdc40). The transcript has 19 exons. Gene Ontology annotation, cellular component: cilium; cytoplasm. Gene Ontology annotation, biological process: axoneme assembly; epithelial cilium movement involved in determination of left/right asymmetry; heart looping. The coding region runs from base 124 to 3066 and encodes 980 amino acids. The record is from RefSeq and is a predicted model, not a curated record. NCBI's taxonomy places the organism in Eukaryota, Metazoa, Chordata, Actinopteri, Centrarchiformes, Sinipercidae.